UCUAAUCAUCAUGUCAAUGUACAAAUUCUGUAGGUCUGAUCAUUGAUGCCUUUGGAGAACUCAGAGAUCAACAAGAGCAAGUCAAGGAAGACAUGGAGACAAAAUGCUUCAUAUGUGGCAUCGGAAGUGACUACUUUGAUACAACGCCACAUGGCUUCGAGACCCACACUUUAGAUGAACACAAUCUGGCCAAUUACAUGUUCUUCUUAAUGUACCUCAUCAACAAAGAUGAGACGGAGCACACGGGGCAGGAGUCAUAUGUGUGGAAGAUGUACCAGGAGCGUUGCUGGGACUUCUACCCUGCAGGAGACUGUUUCAGAAAGCAAUAUGAGGAUCAACUUUCCUAGCUAACAAGUACUUCACACUUACAGAGGGAAAAAUAUAAUAAUUGAAGCACCAGUCUUGGAACCCAUUGGCUAUCGGUCUGAUGAUAUCUAAGUCAAGACUUCCUCUUCCUCACUUCCUCUUUCGUCUUCGGUCAUUUCAGCUCAUUUCUAUGAACAGAUAUAUAUAGCUAGACAUAACCGAUGGGUUCCGAGAUUUUGGCCAGUGCACUUUGCCUCUACACAUGGAUUGGGACUGUUUACCUGCUGUUUAAAUGUAAUUGGUCAGUACUACUCAAACUACAAACAAGAACACCUCUAAAAAUCUUGUCUCAUCGCCUCCAGUCUUUUUUAACACACUCAGAAUGUGUUUAUAGAGGUUAUUGAAGUGCUGCUUGUGUUCAUCAUUCCUGACAAAAGUCACAACAAAUCGAUUUUGACAUGAAAACUGCAAAAUAAUUCUCAUGAAUUCGAAUUAACAGCACAAACAUUACUUCAAACUUUGGUAACUCUGGUGUCCCUGAGGUGGCUGUAAAGAAAGAGAGUUUUUACUAUGCAAAUGUGAUUCACACAAAAGUUUUUUUUAAGUGUAAUCAUGUAAUCAAAAUGCAUGAAUAUUUUCUCUUUAAUCAAUUUAGGGACAUCAUGGGUUUCCAUAAAUUUGUUUUAAUUUGUUGUUUGUUAAGAAGUUGAAGAUAAAGCCACUGUUAUGUGAGAAUGUGAUAAAGUGCCUUAGCAGUAAGAGAAGCUGAAUAAACUAUAUGUAACAGAAUAUAGUUAGCUUGAAAGUUAGCUCAGCACUCUCACCUUUUUGUUGUUACAUGUAAUCAAUAGUUUCAUUUAAAUUCAUCAUAUAUUUUCUUUGUGAUUAUUAUCAGUUUCACUCUAGCAUAUUUAUAUUUAUUUCUCUGUUUAGUUUUCCUCAGAUACUGUAGCUUAUGUUUGAUUUUAAAUGAUUGUAUUUAUUGUUUUUCAAGACAACUUUAAGUCUGCAAUG
Messenger RNA from Epinephelus lanceolatus (giant grouper), 1320 nucleotides. Lineage: Eukaryota; Metazoa; Chordata; Actinopteri; Perciformes; Serranidae. The record is from RefSeq and is a predicted model, not a curated record.